AUGUCGACUGUCUCAUACAGGCAAAGGAAAAUACACGGGUUAUACAAGAUCCUCUGCAAGUAUGCCCCCACGGUACCCGAUGAGCUUAAGAAGCGCAGUGAAUCAGGACCCAUAGAGAUCGCACACAUGCUGGACUCAGGAUGGAACUCCGUUCGUGCUUGUAACAUACAUGACAUUAGAGGUGACAUACUGUACUGGCAUGAAUUUGAGCCCCGCAUCGAUAAGGACCACAAGUCACUCCGCGGUUUCAACCAUCCAGAAUGUGGUUGCUUGUUAUGUCCUGCCUCCUACCAUUGGGAAGACCCAGCAGUACACGAGGGCUUGUGCAAUGGAAGCAAGAACUAUCCUGCUGGUGCGAGCGACUGGCCAAGCUUUCUGUGGGAGAAUGAGGAGACCAAUCAGGAAGAUCUUAUCAAAGGAUUUCUACACAAUGAAUUGCUCAUCAAGGCGCUACGCCACAUCCUCUGGGGACCUUCUGCUGGACGUGCCGGUCCAACCUUGACAAGCAAUGGUGGUAGUAAGAAAAACCAGGGAGGAAGUCACAAGCUGAAGGUCAUGAUUUACCGCAUCCGGUCGAUCACUGUUGGUUCGAUAGCCUAUUCAGUGAUGGUGGUCCAUUUUUUGUUAUCAUCACAAGGAACCAUGAGCGUGGGCGGCGAUGGUGGGAAGUUCCUAUAUGGAGAAUUCUACCACCGACUCGUUAAGUUUAUGGAGCAAGACAUGACACCCGCUCAACUACAGACUCUCUUAGACUACUGGACCACUGAGGUCCUCGGCAAUGAAUUCGAAGACUCGGACAGCGACGCUGACAUUGAGAACACUGCAGGGCAUAUGUCUAUCGCUGCACGUAUGCGCGCUCAGCAAGCCGACAAGAACUGGGAUCAUGACAGUGGUGCUAAUGUCGAGGAUUCUUCGCAGGGUGCCAUGCUUGCGAACAGGAACACGGCGUGA
Messenger RNA from Sparassis crispa, 951 nucleotides. RefSeq lists its product as hypothetical. Bases 1 to 951 code for a protein of 316 amino acids. The transcript has 7 exons. Lineage: Eukaryota; Fungi; Basidiomycota; Agaricomycetes; Polyporales; Sparassidaceae. The record is from RefSeq and is a predicted model, not a curated record.